This is a messenger RNA of Durusdinium trenchii, 490 nucleotides long. NCBI's taxonomy places the organism in Eukaryota, Dinophyceae, Suessiales, Symbiodiniaceae. The record is from the annotation of a GenBank genome assembly.
AGGUUUUUUUGUUCAAGAUCAAGGGUUCCUUUUUCAGUCGGAAGCCCCUUGCCACGACCAUGGCUCGAAGAGCACCAGUUCUGCUGUCCGUGGCCCUGCUUGCUUUCGGACUGCUUACGUUGAACCAAGCGUUCUUGGCAGGCCCAAACAAGCCAGCUUUGCGUGGUCAGGAAGCUGCUGUGGCAGGCGCAGUCCUUGCAGCACUGCCUGCUGCCCCUGCUUUGGCCACUGACCAGGCUUCGGACAGCUUCAGCAAAGUGGAUGCCAUCGUCAUCUUCGUGCCAAUCAUCGUUGUGUGGAUUGCCUUCCUGGAAUGGGAUUCCAAGCAGCCCUCCGCUGACGUGGAAGGUGUCGGCUACCUUGGCAAAACGAUCGAUGGCCCUACACCGGACAAGCCUGCCUACUUCCGUCGCAGCCCUGAGAGCGGCUAGGACCUUAGGUGUGUGGCGAUGCAGCUAAAUGCUACCUCCUGUCAUCCAGCUGGUGUGAA